Molecule: messenger RNA, 1483 nt
Organism: Pterocles gutturalis (yellow-throated sandgrouse)
Lineage: Eukaryota; Metazoa; Chordata; Aves; Pterocliformes; Pteroclidae
Gene: PIGB
Product: phosphatidylinositol glycan anchor biosynthesis, class B
Exons: 10
Coding region: 1-1356 (451 amino acids)
Biological process (GO): GPI anchor biosynthetic process
Cellular component (GO): endoplasmic reticulum membrane
Molecular function (GO): alpha-1,2-mannosyltransferase activity
Source: RefSeq, a predicted model, not a curated record
AUGAGUAAUUAUGGGUACCUAACGUGGGAGUGGGCGCACGGCUUACGGGGCUACUCCUACCCCCUGAUCUUUGCAAGCAUCUACAAAGCUCUGCAGCUGCUGGCUAAGGAUGAUGUUCAGCUGCUGAUAUGGGUCCCUAGACUUUCACAGGCAGUGCUGGCAGCUUUUGCUGAUGUGAAGCUUUACUCAUUGGUGCGACACCUUGAAAAUGCAGAAACAGCAAAGUAUGUGUACUUCUGCCAGCUGUGUUCCUGGUUUACAUGGUAUUCCUGUACCAGAACUCUAACAAACACCAUGGAAACUCUUCUUACCAUUUUUGCUCUUUCCUAUUAUCCAAUAAAAGGUUCCAAGAUGGGAAGCAGUUGCAAAUAUUUAGCUUUGAUAGCACUUGCAAUUGUUAUUCGUCCCACCGCUGUUAUUCCAUGGAUACCUUUGGUCUUCAGUCAUUUUUUGCAAGAACAGAGGAAAACAGACCUUAUCCUAUGCAACUGCAUUCCAGUUGGAUUGGUCACAAUAGGAACCUCUUUAAUGAUUGACCGUGUGUUUUUUGGUGAGUGGGUACUGGUUCAGCUGAACUUCCUGAAAUUCAAUGUGCUGCAGAAUCUGGGAACGUUUUAUGGGUCUCAUCCUUGGCAUUGGUACUUCACUCAGGGACUACCAGUCAUCCUGGGUACUCAUCUGCCUUUCUUUAUUCAUGGCUGUGUGCUGGCACCAAAAAGGUAUCGCAUCUUUCUAGUGGCAGUGAUUUGGACAGUGGUGGUAUACAGCAUGCUGAGCCAUAAAGAAUUCAGGUUCAUCUAUCCAGUACUACCAUUUUGCAUGGUUUUUUGUGGAUAUUCUUUGAAACACCUGAAAGCAUGGAAGAAAUCUGCAGCAAGUUUCCUGCUUUUAUCAAACUUAGUCCCAGCACUGUAUACAGGCUUGAUUCACCAGCGAGGCUCUCUUGAUGUUAUGAGUCACAUACAGCAGCUCUGUAAUAACUCUUACCAGUCACAAGCUUUUGUCUUCAUCAUGAUGCCAUGCCAUUCUACUCCAUUUUACAGUCACGUUCACUGUCCUCUAAAAAUGAGAUUCCUUCAGUGUCCCCCAGACCUAACUGGAAAUGAGAGCUAUAUUGAUGAAGCAGAUGUAUUUUACUCUAAUCCACUUGCCUGGCUUAAUAAGGAGUUUUACAAUGAUACAUUAUUACCCAGUCACUUGAUCUUCUUCAGUGGGCUAGAACAGGAAAUAUCAUCAUUUCUAGCUUUAAGGGGCUAUGAGAAAACAGCCACUGUCUUUCACACUCAUGUACCUCAAGGACGAGUUGGAAGCCACAUCUACGUCUACAGGAAAAAAAAUGAAAUGAAUCAUACCUGAAGAUCAGUUUCUAGACUUAAGACCUAAGAUCAGUUUUGCAUAGCAGUACUAUGCCUAGAAGAUCCUGUAUUGCAGAAAGGAGAGAGUAGUGAGUCUGAAAUCGGUAAGUCAUAUGGGGAGUCUGAUU